AUGGGUACAGAAAGGAAAACCUCUAAAAAUGGACAAAGAGAUGAUGAACGAGACUUUGAAUUUUUCUUGGAUACUGAAGGUUUUCAAAACAAGUAUGUACAAAAAGGCAAAGGGAAUAUAACAGUGAAUGGAAAGGUUAAGAAAACCGGCAGAGGAGAUUAUGAUAGUUUAUCAGUGAAAUCAUCUAGUUUUCGAUUAAAAGGUUCCUAUGAUAAAUAUGGAAAACGUCAAAUUAAAAAAUCAAAGUUUAAAAAUCGUGGUAAAAGGAAGGCCUAUUCAAAACGAUUUCUUAAUAAGUAUUUCGAUAUUUAUGGGAAUAUAUUUGAAGAACGAAGACAUUUGGGUACUGGUUCUGGUGAAAGUAACAGUAGGCAUAUUAAUGCAAAUGUACGCAGUGAAGACGAAAUGAACGAACAAGUGAAGAAGGCGAAUAAACAGUCUAGAAGUAUACUCAAAGAAAAAGGAAGUGAGGCGUCGAAAUCUGGAAAUCUCGGUAGCAGUCAACAAUUUAAAUGGUCUAAAAAUUCUGUGUGA
Trichobilharzia szidati is the source of this 534-nucleotide messenger RNA. Lineage: Eukaryota; Metazoa; Platyhelminthes; Trematoda; Strigeidida; Schistosomatidae. The record is from the annotation of a GenBank genome assembly.